This is a messenger RNA of Fulmarus glacialis (Northern fulmar), 987 nucleotides long. It is a transcript of the gene ACAT1, whose product is annotated as acetyl-CoA acetyltransferase 1. Gene Ontology annotation, molecular function: acetyl-CoA C-acetyltransferase activity. The transcript is spliced from 6 exons. Bases 1 to 726 code for a protein of 241 amino acids. The record is from RefSeq and is a predicted model, not a curated record. NCBI's taxonomy places the organism in Eukaryota, Metazoa, Chordata, Aves, Procellariiformes, Procellariidae. Gene Ontology annotation, biological process: fatty acid beta-oxidation.
AUGUGCCUGGUUUUCUCCAAGGGCAACUGUGCUGAGAAUACUGCGAAGAAGUUUACUAUUUCACGAGAGGAACAAGACACUUAUGCCAUAGGCUCUUACACUAAGAGCAAAACAGCCUGGGAUUCAGGAAUAUUGAAAAAUGAAAUCGUUCCUGUCACUAUCUCAAAAAAAGGAAAGCCAGAUACAGAAGUGAAAGAAGAUGAAGAAUACAAACGUGUCGAUUUUAGUAAAGUUCCAAACCUGAAAGCUGUUUUCCAGAAAGAAAAUGGAACAGUUACAGCUGCUAAUGCCAGUACUCUGAAUGAUGGAGCGGCUGCUCUGGUGCUGAUGACUACAGAGGCAGCCAAGAGACUGAAAGUCAAACCAUUGGCACGGAUAGUAGCUUUUGCAGAUGCUGCUGUUGAUCCCAUUGACUUCCCAAUUGCACCUGCAUAUGCUGUUCCCAAGAUUCUAAGUGAGACAGGCCUGAAAAAAGAAGAUAUUGCAAUGUGGGAGAUCAACGAAGCAUUCAGUGUUGUGGUGCUGGCCAAUAUUAAAAUGCUGGGUAUUGAUCCACAAAAAGUAAAUAUUAAUGGAGGUGCUGUCUCUCUUGGACAUCCAAUAGGAAUGUCUGGAGCAAGAAUUGUUGUUCACAUGGCCCAUGCGUUGAAACAAGGACAAUAUGGUCUUGCAGGAAUUUGCAAUGGAGGAGGAGGUGCUUCUGCAAUAUUGAUAGAGAAGUUGUAGGUCCAAAUAGUGUUGGAAACAAGCCCUAAACACUCUCUGAUCAAAACAAUGUGUGGUACCUGUUACAUCUUAUUUAUCAAUAAGUAAGUGGAUGAAUUCCUUAAUUGCUAUUCUAAAAUUUCUUAAAACAUCAUUGAUUACUGAUGCAGACAACUGGGCUUUUAUUACUUUGACUCAAUGCAAGUUUUUAUACAGUACAAAUAAAAAAUGUCAAAUUAUGAUAAUGUCUUGAGACCCGAGAAUAAAGAAUGUUUGUUAACU